Candoia aspera is the source of this 2679-nucleotide messenger RNA. It is a transcript of the gene CFAP92, whose product is annotated as cilia and flagella associated protein 92 (putative). The record is from RefSeq and is a predicted model, not a curated record. Bases 1 to 2679 code for a protein of 892 amino acids. NCBI's taxonomy places the organism in Eukaryota, Metazoa, Chordata, Lepidosauria, Squamata, Candoiidae. The transcript has 12 exons.
AUGAAUAAAACCAGUGCAGUCAGUUUAUCUGGGAGCAUAGCAUCUUCUCUUAAAGAUAGAACCAUUCAGGAAUCUAAAAUUAUAAAACAGAGACACCGUCAGUCACUCUCUACUAAACUGUCAACAAAACUUAGUGGGGGAAAAUUACGAACUUCUUCAGAGAGAAAGGAAAUGGUGUCUGGAAUUUUUCUCCAGUUAUCGGAAAGGCGGAGGGCAUCACAAAAAAGCAAUAGUUCCAUUGCCGAAAAGAAAACGAAACAGGCCUCUCAGAAGUUAGCUGGUAAGGAGGCAGCUGCCUUGGCAGCACAGGCAAGGAAGCUUGGAAUAGCGUUUUUGCAGCUGGACCUCAUGCCCCUUCUAGCAGGUGAACACUAUACGGCCAGUCGAUGGGGAGAGAAGUCCCCCAAACUUAUUGAAGCAUACUUAGGUUUUGCUAUUGACAAACCUAUUAUGAAUGAGAAACACAAACAUGACUUAAAUCCACUGAUUAUUAGGAUUCAGUCUGCAAAAUGUCUACCAACUACCCCUGUUCCAAUUGAAGAGCUGCAGAGAACUUGCGUUCCCGUUUACUGCAAAUACACUUUCUACAAUAUGUGUCCCCAUCAGACUCAAGGUCGAGAUCAUGGAACUGAUGUCUUCUUUAAGGAUACCAAUGUGAUUCUUGUAGGAUUAAUAGAACCUGGAAAAUUGAGUGAAUACCUAAGAGGUCCACCUUUGGAAGUUGAAGUUCAUGACCGAGACAAGAAAAUGGAAAAUACCAAGAUAAAGCGAUCUUUAUUUGGAGAGGAACCAGGAGACAGCAAGCUAAGUGACAUAAGCACUGUAACUUUGAAAUACAUGGUCCAAAAUCCCAUUAAAGCCACAGAAAAUAUUUGGAGUCCAUAUGGAGUAGCUAAAAUCAACCUGAGCAAUUUACUGCUUGGUGAAAAGACCUUGAAUUUCUGUGCACCAAUUCACAACUGCUCAAUUCAAGAUACAUCUCUUUCCCAAGGAGAAAACACCAGCCCGAAGGCUAAAACAACAGACAAAUCUGAAGUUGUUCAACUUCCAGUGGGGCAUUAUGUAAAUGCAGAGUCAUAUCUUAAAGUGAGAAUUGAAAUAAGUGUACCAUUAGGUCUUACAGAGGAAGAAGAGGAUGCUGCUGCUGCACAUUGUCCAUAUGGCUGCAUCAUUUAUCUUUUUGAUUAUAAAAAUACAUCGCUCUUACAUUAUUUGAUGCAAGAGAUUACAGAAAUUAAUGCAGAGGCUUUCCUGCUUGAUUCCUAUCCCACAAAUAUAACUCAAAAGUCUCUUAAUACUUUGAAACUGAAUAAGAAACUUUCCUUAGAAGAGUUGUCUCAGCUAGAUAUUAUUACUGGGUUUCACAUAAUAGAUGGGUCCAUUCACCUUCUUAUCCUGGAAGGUUUCAGAAAUAAAGCACUUAAGAGGAUGUGGAAUAAAAAAAUUGAUAGGGUGCAGGAAACUAAACAUGGGAGAUUACAGAUAUUCUAUAAUUCACGCUUGUCUUUUCACAAGCGCCUGUAUAUCAAUCUCGAAGCUAUCCUGCUUCACAUCCGUCUCUGCAAGCCGCUGUCAAGUAUAAUGAGGCAGCCUUUGUUAUACAUCAGGGAUAUGAUUCCUCAGCCGUGCUUUGAAGCUCUUUCCAGCCAUGGGUCUAUCCAAGUAGUCUCAGGCCUGACUCACUUAGGUGGACAUACAGUGGGUCUUGUUUUGUCUCUGAGUGAUCGUUCAGUGACUCUGAGUCCACGAUCAGAUCACUUCCUGGUCCGGAUGAGAUUUGUUGCUGCCUGGAACCUCCAUAGGGCAGGAGGACUGAUUAGGAUGCAAUAUUGUUACUCAUUGUUCAUUCUUUCUCUCCAUACUUUAUUCUGUAGACUUGAUUACAUCUGCCACAGUAAGAAGUUAAGGGAAGUGAUCCAUUGCAGUCUCUUGCCUUCUGCAGAAAUGAUUACAAUGUUGAGUCAGGAGUUUGGGGUUCCCUUGACUAAAGCUGACAUGUUCGUACAGGAGUCCCCUGAGAUCUUGGCAUCAUGUCGUAAAGUGAAAAAAGGCAUGAGGCAAUACAGCUCCAAGUUGGAUAAUUAUAAUGAGGAGUAUGUACUGGGAAAAAGGGAACAAGAACAUCGGGCACCACAUAACUAUAUCCAGUCCAAUAUUGACUACGUGAACUUCCUCAGCGAGAUGCUUGAAAGAGAAGUCCCAAGAACUAUCAGAGCUUUCCCUUUUAGUAAAAAAGCUAUCUUUAACUAUAGUUGUCACACUCUGAAUUCAGCAGAAAUUGCAAAGAAUCUACUUCGCCAAGAAAUGGCACAGAUGCCAGGAAAAAGAUUUGCUUAUAAUGACUAUCUGUCAGGUAUGUUUGAUCCAGUGGAUGAAGACAGUAUAUUAAAGCAGUCUUUUGAACAAUCAAAGAAACUGUGGUUGUAUUCUGGAGGGUUUGCAAAUCCUGGAUUUAAGAGCAGCAUAGAUGCCAACAAGCAUCCCCGUAUGCCUGAUGAGGCACGACUGAUGGAAUUAAGAGAGAAAUGGCAGGAGAAUUUUUUCAAUGCUAACAUUAUGAAGCCAGUGCUGGAUCGGGGUAGAUGGAGAUGGGACAAACGGGAUGUUGAUUUUGAGCUUUACAAAAAACCUGUCUACAAAACCCUGGCUCCCGACCCUCGUGGAGAAGAAUCUGAGUGA